GCAGUGUACGCGCGUGUGUGCGAGAAUAGUGAUGCAGUUUGGUAGCGCCGCCUGUAUUUAAUAUCAAUUUAAAAUAAGUUACUUGCGUCCAAUUUGGUUCGAGUUAAAUUUUAGCCACUGUGAAGAUCGGUACAACACUAAAAAAAUAUUUAGUGCGCGCGUUAAAUAUCAAUUUUUGCGGCUUCAAUUUCGACUAUUUGUCAGUAUUUGUUCACUUUUCGUGUGCGUUCCUAGUGUACAAGAAAGGAAAGGCGACCGUUAGCUCUCACUGCCCCGCUAGCAACAACAUAAGUUACAUUUCCGAGUGCAUCUUAUAAAAUCUUAUAGAGCGCUUUUCAACGUUUUAUCCGCUGGGUGUUGAUUGCUCCAAGUCUAGCAUCAUUACUGUACAGUAAAAGGAGACGUACGUCAAAAUGGCUGUUAUACUAGACGAAGUCUACGACUGGUACAGAGAUCUCAUGGACAAUCGCAGUGAUCCACGUGUCAAAGAUUGGCCUUUGAUGUCAUCGCCAUUUCCCACCUUAGCACUCUGCGUAUUCUAUGCCUACUUCAGCAAAUCGCUUGCGCCGCGCCUGAUGGCGAAGCGAAAAGCCUUGGACUUGCGUAAAGUACUUGUCUACUACAAUCUCUUUCAGACAAUAUUCAGCGCGUGGAUUUUCUAUGAGUACUUAAUGAGCGGUUGGUGGGGCAACUAUAGUUUCAAAUGUCAACCUGUUGAUUACUCUAAUAGUCCAUUGGCUAUGCGUAUGGCACGCACCUGUUGGUGGUAUUACAUUUCCAAAUUCACAGAGUUCUUUGACACGAUAUUCUUUAUAUUGCGUAAGAAAAACGAACACGUCUCAACGUUGCAUGUCAUUCAUCAUGGCUGCAUGCCCUUCUCCGUAUGGAUGGGCAUGAAAUUCGCGCCAGGUGGCCACAGUACAUUCUUUGCCUUGUUGAACUCCUUUGUGCACAUUAUCAUGUACUUCUAUUAUAUGAUUGCUGCAAUGGGUCCGAAAUACCAGAAAUUUAUAUGGUGGAAAAAGUAUCUUACCACUUUCCAAAUGGUACAAUUUGUCGCCAUUUUCACUCAUCAGUUCCAGUUGCUUUUUAGAGAUUGCGAUUAUCCUAAAGGAUUCAUGGUUUGGAUCGGCCUGCAUGGCAUUAUGUUCCUGUUUCUCUUCUCUGACUUUUAUAAAGCCAAGUAUACAAAUGCACGCGUGCGCAGUGCGGCGACAAAGGCCAAUACAAAUGGCUACACUAAAAUACCUGCGACGAAUGGCAAAUGUGCGCCAACAAGCAAUGGCGAUUUGUCCAAUCAUUUAGUGGCGUCGAAUAAUAACAAGGGUGCUUGUAUGCCCGUCAUGGAUGAUGAUGAAGUCGAGGUCAUCAAGUCAAACCAUCACUUAACCAAUGGCUAUAAGAAUGGCUUCGCUAAUGGCCAUGCAUUUAAAGAGGGUGACGGUGUACUCUCAUCAAAUGAUGCUAUACUAAAUCCAGAUAGCAGUAGCUCUAGUCUACAUCAGCGGAAAGUCAAAUAAGCAUAAAGUGUAACAAACAAUUGAAUAAUAAUCAUACAAACUAUAAGAAAAGCAACAACAAGCAAAUUGUAGUUAGCAUUAGGGUAUACAUAUAUGUAUUCAUAAAAAAAAUGAUUAUUUUUUAUAUAUACAUAAAUUAUAUAUUUAAUAAUUUAAAAGCGAGUAAAAAGGAGCUUUUAUAUCUAAAAGUUGGAAAUGGAAAUACAAGAAAUAAUUAUAAUUAAAAUAUAUACAAUAGAGCAGCAACAAAGAAGAAUAAGUUCUAAGGUCUAGUAUGCAUGUAUGUCUAGAACUAAUUUAGAAUCACCAAGUUGUUCAAAUAAUUUGCAAUAGAUAUGUUAAUGUAUGAACAAAGCGAGCAAAGAAAAAAUCAUACAUAAAGUUGCUCACGUAUAUUCGUUAUUUAGUUUUUUUUUUUCAAAAUGUUUUCCAUUAUAAAUCUUUGGCGUUAAUUUUUAUU
Molecule: messenger RNA, 1980 nt
Organism: Rhagoletis pomonella (apple maggot)
Lineage: Eukaryota; Metazoa; Arthropoda; Insecta; Diptera; Tephritidae
Product: elongation of very long chain fatty acids protein
Exons: 8
Coding region: 414-1520 (368 amino acids)
Biological process (GO): fatty acid elongation, polyunsaturated fatty acid; fatty acid elongation, saturated fatty acid; sphingolipid biosynthetic process
Cellular component (GO): endoplasmic reticulum membrane
Molecular function (GO): fatty acid elongase activity
Source: RefSeq, a predicted model, not a curated record